This is a messenger RNA of Polychytrium aggregatum, 1753 nucleotides long. RefSeq names its product kinase-like domain-containing protein. Gene Ontology annotation, biological process: protein phosphorylation; intracellular signal transduction. The coding region runs from base 102 to 1310 and encodes 402 amino acids. NCBI's taxonomy places the organism in Eukaryota, Fungi, Chytridiomycota, Chytridiomycetes, Polychytriales. The record is from RefSeq and is a predicted model, not a curated record. Gene Ontology annotation, molecular function: ATP binding; MAP kinase activity. Gene Ontology annotation, cellular component: nucleus; cytoplasm. The transcript has 12 exons.
UCCUGGUCUUGGGUCUGCGCUCCAGCCUCCUCUGGCAUCGUCCAUCCUUUGCCCGAUCUUGCCCGCCAUCGCCGUCCUGCUCCCCGCCUCUCCUGCCCACCAUGAGCCGAUCGCAUCCUCCCCAGUUCCCCGAAAUCAUCGACUCCCGCUACAAGUUCAUCCGCGAGCUUGGCCAGGGCGCCUACGGUGUUGUGUGCGCUGCACGCAACAUCGAGACCGGCCAGGAAGUUGCCAUCAAGAAGGUCACCAAGGUCUUUGACAAAGCCAUCCUCGCCAAGCGAGCCCUGCGCGAAAUCAAGCUGCUCCGUCACUUCAACGGACACGAGAACAUCACAUCCAUUCUUGAUAUGGAGAUUGCCGACACCAACCAGUUCAACGAAGUCUUCUUGGUCCAGGAGCUCAUGGAGGCCGAUUUGCACCAAAUCAUCCGCUCCGAGCAGCCCCUGACCGACGACCACUUCCAGUACUUUGUCUACCAAAUGUGCCGUGGCCUCAAAUACAUCCACUCGGCCAACGUCCUCCACAGAGAUCUCAAGCCUGGAAACCUCCUCGUCAACGCUGACUGCGAGCUCAAGAUCUGUGACUUUGGCCUGGCUCGUGGAUAUUCGGACAGCUCGGACAACAACGCGGGAUUCAUGACCGAAUACGUCGCCACCCGAUGGUACCGCGCUCCCGAGAUCAUGCUUUCGUUCCGGAGCUACACCAAAGCCAUCGACAUGUGGUCGAUCGGCUGCAUAUUUGCCGAGCUGCUUGGUGGCAAGCCUCUGUUCAAGGGACGCGACUACGUCGACCAGCUCAACCAGAUUCUCAGCAUCCUUGGCACCCCCGAUGACGCCACCCUCCGAAGAAUCGGCAGUGAGCGGGCUCAGCUCUACAUCCGAAGCUUGCCUCGCAUGCCCAAGGUCCACUUCCACAAGCUCUACCCCAAGGCUACCCCUAACGCCCUGGAUCUCCUCGAGAAGCUGCUAAAGUUCGACCCCGCCGCCCGCAUCACUGUCGAGGAGGCCCUGGCCCAUCCUUACCUGGAGGCCUACCAUGAUGUCGACGACGAGCCCUCGCACGAGCAUCACUUUGACUUUUCGUUCGAGGCUGUCGACUCGAUGGAGGACAUGCGCAAAAUGAUCCUGCGUGAAGUCGUCGAGUUCAAGGCCCAGAAGCAGCCCUCGUCGACCUCGACCCUGCCCCGACCCGCCGAGCCCCUGCCUGGCCCAGACCGCGAGAGCACUUCCCGAGUACCUCGCGACAAGGAAGGCUUGGAUCCCUCGAGCGGAAUGGACGUCGAUGCUGAGCUUCGCAGAAGAGAGAACUAGGCUUCCCGCUCCCUCCCACUACGCCUCCCAUGUACAUAGCCGUCUCGGACAACUCUUGCUACUUGCCUCUCCGCCAUGCGGUGUCGGUUUUUUGGGGGGCGCGCAUUGCGUUCUUCUAGAGUAAUUAUUCUGAUCUGGCGGGGCCCGGCUACCGCCGAUCCACCAGCAUAAUCUACAUCUCUUUGCGUGAUCCUCUCCUUUUGUGCCGAUACGUCCCUGCGAUUGCUACGAUUCCCAGCCCCUCCCCUCUUCUUUCUAUUGCCCACUCUUUUCUUCAUGGCACUCGUCACAUGAGGCAGGAUGUCCUGUUUCCUGGAGUGCCUUUGGCCGUCUGUUCUGGUUUCUGAGUACACCGAUGUCCAACCGAUGUGCCCAACCGAUGUGUCCAACCGAUGUGUCCAAGAGUACGGGGUUCCCAAACACACCUUUGGCUUGUGUCCCGC